Fonsecaea pedrosoi CBS 271.37 is the source of this 3003-nucleotide messenger RNA. RefSeq lists its product as uncharacterized. The record is from RefSeq and is a predicted model, not a curated record. NCBI's taxonomy places the organism in Eukaryota, Fungi, Ascomycota, Eurotiomycetes, Chaetothyriales, Herpotrichiellaceae. Bases 1 to 3003 code for a protein of 1000 amino acids. The transcript has a single exon.
AUGAUGCAGACUUGGCCGCCGUCCCCCUGCGUGGAGGACGAAGAAGUGGCAUUAGCGAGGGAACACAUAUCUGACAUUACUCUAAAUCAACUGAAAAACGAAAAUCAACCCGCGAGCAGCAGAGGCUCAGUGGACCAAUAUCCCAUCAUCCUCGAUAACAAAACUCCCGACCAAUCCUGCUCUCCAACAGAGAAAGAGUUUAUAUCAGAAGCCCUAUCUCCAGAUUCUCACUCGAAACCAGCGGUCAACAAUGAGAAGAGAUUCGUCCUCGUGCCUUCUCAGUCUUUGGAGCCCGAGGCCGAAACGCAUCUUCGACCUGAGCCAUUGCAUCGACCCAAAUCAACAACUCAGCUCUCGGAUCAGGCUGUCCCCAGAGGAAGACCUCAUGUCACAAGGAUACACACAGACGUCGGGCCCGGCUUGGAGGGCAUGCGGACGGGCCACCGCCGUGCUCCUUCUCCCUACGCUCAUACCCCUGUGGCGUUGAUGGGCAAUCUGUCUGCAGAGCCUCAACGUAAAAAUACGUUGUUGUCACCAAUGCAUGCCCACGAACCGAGAAGGUCAGCCUCCGUGCACCCUAGAUCGGGAGGUUUUGAUCGAGAUAGCAGUGACUCCGACGGUAAGUCGAAGACGACCAGAAGAACAGAGCGGAGUCGAAGUCGGGCUGCAAGGGAAAGCUUCUCCCACUCAGAUAGGUCAGAAUCCGACAAGGUCAAGUCUCCAAAAUCAUCUACGCGAAACGAAAGCCCCAAUGGCAGAUUUAGUCGCCGUGCCCAUCGAUACCGCAGCCCGGCACCGCCACCAGGAGGGUUUACCGGCUAUACUUAUACGGGUCAAGACCAUAUUACGCCUCCUCAAACUCCCAAGCUCAACGGCGACUCUGCUCGUUCAUCUUUCACUGACCACGCCUCCCUCUCCGAGCAACCUAGCAAGCGCCAGACUUCAUCGAGAUUGACCGCUGAUUCGCCCUACACCUCUUCCGCUGAAGAGAGCCAUAGCCGUCGUCCACGACCAAUUGAAGAGAGGAAAGUUGAUCGUGGGCUCCGGUCGAGACGAAACUCGAGAAAUUCUAGCGAAAAGGAUGAGAGACCAAAGCUAAGCCGCACCCGAUCUCGGCACAAUGACAUGACACUCAAAGAUGAGUCGAACCAAGAGCAGUUCCCGUAUGGUGAACGUCCUUACCGUGAGACCCAGCCAGAGCUCUCUGCCCGGACGACGUCAGGUAUGGAGGACUUGCUCGAAAAGGCCUUUAUGGCGAACAACACCAAACAUGUCAACCAUGGGGACAGCAGUUCUCGGCAUGUAUCUCCGCGAGGCUCCCCAGCAACCAGUCCUCCGCAGACACCUCGAGGUGGUGACCCACCACAAAGGGACUAUUUUGAACAAACUCAUAAUGGGUCGAGGUCGUCAAAGCAGCGGUCUCGUCCACAGUCGAUUGAUGAUACACAUUUCAAAGACCUUAAGAAUGUCACAUCCCUGCUGGGAGCCGCCACACUAGGCGCUUCUCUUGCGGCUAAGGCGAUCCCUGCCCUGUCUAGAUCAAACACUUCGCAGUCGUUGGAGACGCAAAGUAGCGGUUCUCAGAGCAGGCCAGGAAGCGGACAGCGUUCACGAAAGCCUUCUCCAGCCAUUGAAGAGUCUCAACCAGCCUAUCAGAGUCUGUCUAGAACAAACUCCACAGUAAAUCGAAAUGACAGCGUAAAUACGCGGACAACAACCUACAUGAUAAACGAAGAGCGCCCAGUGCCCAAAAACGGGUUGUAUGCACCGUCGCCACUUGAGCCUCCUCGAACAGCAUCGAGAUCUUCUUCUUAUUCUCAUUCUCCGGAGCUGCGGCCUCCUGCGCCCCUCAGAGCCUUCUCUAGCGUGCCUGCUCAAGGGCAUCAGCAACCACUUCAUUUCGCUGCCCAACCGGCGCUGAUGUCGAGUCCAAUGAACCUGGAGCCUCCGACAACGUUGGCUCACAACGCACCCAGACCACACUCAUUGCCUCCGUGUCCGCGAUCGAGACCGGCUAUUGGACACCAUGAUUGGUAUACAAUCCGAGAUAUGCCGUUCCUGGAUUUCUGUCCAUCUUGUAUGAGUUUUCUGGGUGGAACUCGCUUUCGUGACCACUUUAUACCGAGUCUCCCGAAAGAACCCCGUCGACCCAUCGCUUGUGCAAUGAGUUACCCCUGGCUUCGGGUUGCUUGGUUGCAAUCAAUCCGACAGGACAGAAAGGACCUUACGCUUGUCUGGCAAAUCGCUAAUGGCCCACCGGCCGGUACUAAGCCAUGUGCUGGUAAUAAAGCAGAUGUGAGAAGAUGGUAUCAUCUGACCGAUCCUAGAACGAAAAAACCCGUGGACAACUUUGACAUUUGCUCGGCGUGCGUCAGGAAUAUUGACCUGAUUUUUCCUACGCUUCAGUUCUGCGUCUUCGAUCGACCGCAGGAGAAGAAAGAGCAGGAGAAGAUAUGCAAUCUGAACACAAACAGCCGCCAUUUCUUGCCCAUAUUAAAUGAGCUAGAGCGGCUAGCUGAACGCUCGAAGGAGACCAUGAGGCACAGGGAUUUCCAAGAGUUCGUGGAUUUUGUUCGGCGUGUUUCGCGCAAUCGGCACUGCGUGAAAGAUACCCUACUUGCUACCCAGUCAUGGCACUUUAUUUCCGAUCUUCCGGAGUUUACAAUCUGCGAAGAGUGCUUUGAAGAAGUUGUAUGGCCUCUCAGAGAUCGACCCAUUGCAAGAGACGUGUCCAAGACACUCAAACUUGUGCCUGUCUUGCGCAAAAACUCUUCACUUCGGGGAACAAGUUGCCAACUUUACAGUGACCGCAUGAGACGAAUCUUUCACGACGCUGUGAACCGGAAUGACUUUGAGAGCUUGAAAUCGGCGGCUAGAUACCGCUAUAACAUGGAGCAUCGACUGCAGGAGAUGCACAAACUGUACGAAAUGGAUUUGCAAGCCGGUAUCGAUCGGAGGGCAGAAAUGGAGAAGAAUGUCUCCAUCUGGAAGUCUAUUGAAUAA